Molecule: messenger RNA, 1607 nt
Organism: Ilex paraguariensis (yerba mate)
Lineage: Eukaryota; Viridiplantae; Streptophyta; Magnoliopsida; Aquifoliales; Aquifoliaceae
Source: the annotation of a GenBank genome assembly
UCACCGUCACCACAUACCGCCAGUCAUUAGGGACUGUUUGGAUAAAUACCACAACCAUGAAUGAUAAAUCCUCUAUUUUCUAGGGUUUUGAAUUUACUCUCGAUCUAUUUCUUCUCUCUUUCAAAUUAAAUUCUCCACAGUUUUCCUCUCUGAAUUAGCUUUCUCUCAUCGAUCAUAGACUAGGGUUCUCGAAGUUUCAUUCAAAAGAUGCCUCAGAGACACUCGAAGAACAACAACGAUUUAGCCUUCUUCACCUACGAUGAGAAGCGAAAGCUAGGGUACGGAACUCAGAAGGAGAGACUUGGCAGAGAUUCAAUCAAACCAUUUGAUGCUUGUUGUCUCUGCUUGAAGACCUUCAUAGACCCCUUGUGUUGCCAGAAAGGUCAUGUCUAUUGUAAAGAAUGCAUUCUGGAGUGCUUGUUAGCCCAAAAGAAAGACAUUCAAAGGAAACUGGCUGCCCAUGCUGCUCAGCAGAAGCAAGGAAAAGAGGAGGAAGAAGAAAGAUUAAUGCUGCAGAAAGCCAGAGAGCUUGAUGCAUUUGAUCAGCAAAAUCAUGGUGCAGUCCCCCAGUAUAACGAUAAGAGCUAUAACAGAGACAAGAAUGGCUUUCAUGGUGCAAACAGUGUUAAGACAACUUCCUAUGAGGAAGAAGCACUCCGAACCAUGAAAGCAUUUUGGCUGCCCUCUGCUACACCGGAUGCACCAGCUAAAGUAGAGGCCCCCUCCACCAGCACAGUAUGCCCGGAAGGCAAGGAAAAACUAAAGCUGAAGACUCUGUUCCCAAUCUACUUCACUGAAGACACAAGUGAAGAGAAGAAGUCCAAGUCUCUUGAUAAGAUCUUUGUCUGUCCUAGCUGCAAGGUCACUCUGACCAACACACUAGCACUUGUUGCCUUAAGCUCUUGUGGACAUGUCUUUUGCAAGAAGUGUGCGGACAAGUUUAUGGCUGUCGACAAGGUUUGCCUGGUCUGCAACAAAGCGUGUAAGGAGAGGAAUCUGGUUUGCUUGGAAAAAGGAGGUACAGGCUUUGCUGGUCACGAUGAUCAUCUUGAAGCAAAAGACUUCAAGCAUUUGGGGAGUGGUUCGGGAUUGGGACUGGUGAGACCUGCAAUGAAGACGUGAUCUCAUUCAGUUUAGUCUAGGCGCUGAUCCCAUGCUCUGAUGCAAUUUGAAGGUGCUCCUGGCGUCCUAUACACUUGCGUGUUGUUUUUGAGCAUGUUAGUAUAUAUGGUAAACUUGAUGGAUGGGUAUGGCAUAACCUACACAAUAUGCAAGUUUCAGCUGGUAAUGGUGCAAUUGAUUUCUCGGACUCGAGCCUCGUGCACAAGUUUAUCAUACGGGUGCUAAAACAUUGUGGUUCUGUGAUAUUAUUAUUCGAGGUGAUCUAUCUCUGUCCGAGUGCAACCUUCUCCUUUCGUUUGUUUUGUUUUGUUUGUAACAGAAGGCGUUGUAAUGUCAUGUUUCUAUGCUGACCAGUGAGUCAAUUUGUGUUAUUUACAAAUGCAUCUUUGCUGUGUAUACUACUAUACUGGUGCUUCAGAAGUUUUUUUUUUUUCACUUUCUUUUUUUCAAGAACUUUUAUUUAUUUAAUCACUACACAAUAUUUU